Messenger RNA from Prorocentrum cordatum, 2458 nucleotides. NCBI's taxonomy places the organism in Eukaryota, Dinophyceae, Prorocentrales, Prorocentraceae. The record is from the annotation of a GenBank genome assembly.
GAUAAUGACCAGCAGCGAGGGCCAGAGGCUGACGCCCGAGAGGAGGCGAACAAGAAGCUGGCGGCUCUGCGGAGCCGCGUGCGCGACCUGCGCGCGCAGGCCGCCGAGGAGGGCAUGGAGCUCCUCGGCGGGGCAGCGGACCGAGUGCAGGAGGAGGUCCGCCGCUUGGAGACCCAGAUGGAGCAGAGUGCACCGCCGUGUUUCACUCAGGCGCAAGUGGAGCGAGAGCGCCGCAAGGCGGAGACGGCCAGGGAUCGCAUCAACAAGCGGAUCGAGGCCUUCAACGCCAAGGCAGAGGACAUACAGAAGGAGUUGAUGGCUGAGAAGGCCAAGCUCGAGAAGAAGGAUGCGCCGAUCCAACAGCUGGAGGCUAAGAGGUCGCAACUGAAGCAGCACGCGGUGCCUACCGACGCGGAGGGCCGUUGGGGCACCGCGGCGCACCACCUGGAGCAGGCGGAGGCGCUGCUGCAGGAGCGCGCGAAGGAGACUGCCGACACGGACCUCGAGGCCAAGCAUAAGUACAUCAGGGCGGCCCCCGCGAAGGUCAAGAAGAGGCAGCAGGCAGUCGCGGAGGGGAUGGAGAAGACCAGUGCCGAGGCCGAAGCCCAGCGCUCGCGCCCCCUUUCGCGCAAGCGCGGGGCUGACUCGAGCUCCAGCCUGGUCGCCAUCCCCGCCAGGGCAUCGCCAGAGCAGGUCAAGCAGCUCUUCAGCAAUAGCUGCAAGGCCGAGCAGGCCGAGAGGCAGCGCGUCGUGACGGCCAACGCAAACACGGCCGAGUCCCUGGAGCGCGUGCUGGGGCUCGCGAGUACCACGGCCGUGGUGCUUGGCCAGGAGCUGUCCAUGGGCGUGCGCGCGCGCGCCGCGGACGGGGGGUGGGGCGCGGGCGCGGCCAUCGCGGUGCCCAAGCACAUCGCCGUGAGCUUCUCGGGUGGGAACUUGCGGAGCUCCUGGGGCGCGUCGCCCCCCGAGAGCCCUGGCCGCCUGGCGGUGGCGUGGGCGGGCAUCGGCGAGAGCGGCGGCAUCAUCAUGGGCUCGUGCUACCUCGGGCACUCGGAGGGCCCCGCGCCCAGGAACCUGGCGGUGCUGGCGGCCUUCGGCGCGCUGGUGGACGCCGCGGGCAUGCAGUGGGUCAUGGGGGGCGACCUCGACAUGGACCCAGAGCAGCUGUGCCAGAGCGGGGUGGCGAAGAGGGAUGCCAUCACCCGCGACUACAUCUUCGCGUCGAGGAGGCUGGCGCAGACGGAUCACGCGACGGUGGAGAAGGACCUGGUCCUGAGCGCCAGAUGCAGCCCGCACUUCCGCGUGUCGAGAUCGACGAGCUGCAACCUGAACUGCUGCCGCGGCUUCGCGGGCGGCGACCUGGCGCGGAGGCAAGGCCACUUCCAGACGGAGCAGUUCUCGGAGGUCACGCUGGCGCCAGCGCGCAAGCCGCCGAGAGGCGCCCCGACCAAGAGGGCUGCCACUGCGGAGUGGCUGAGAGACAGACUGCAGGAGCUGGCGCGCUUGGCCGCUGGCGCAGGCGGGGAGCAGGCCAGCUCCUGCCACGGGUGGCAAAAACAGCUCAGGCUAAACAAGGCAUGCCAGGAGGUCAUCGACGUGGACCUCCUGCCGCUGACGGCCGCCGAGGAGGAUGCGAGUGGAUGUGGAGGGAUUCCUGCAAAUGGGGGCCCGAAGCCAGCGCGCGCAGUUUCGGCUCCGAGACCGAGGGCGCGGCGCGACGGCCCCGCGGCGGGCGACUGGCAGAAUGUGGAGUGGGCGAUCACCAACUUCGGGGGCGCCAGCGGCGCGCUCAUGGACGGGGCGCCGUACGUGGGAUACUGGGCGCUCAUGGCUGGCGAGGCAGCCGAGCAGGAGCGCAGGGCAGCCCUCGCCAGGGCGACGAAGGAGUGGAGGCAGUGGGUGCAGGUCCUGAAGGGCUGGGGGGAGGUCUGGCACAGUUCUGCGGGGGGCCGCGCGCCCUGGCAGGAGCGCCCGCCGCCUCGCGAGCCGACGCAGGCGCCGCUGGUCCCCGCCAAGGGCAUCCAGCGCGUCGUUGACAUGCUCGGCGCGGUCGAGGACGGCGCGCCAUGGCCGCCCAGACAGUCGGACAUGCUGUUCUACGACGGACGGAAGCCGGAGGGCGGGGUGCCGCAGCUCUUCUGCCAGGCAGCCGCGGCCGACAGCGAGGGCUACGUUAUCGCCCUGCUGGGCCAGGCUGGCCAGUUCUGGGGGCUCCCUGCGUGCCUGCGGCGCGUGAUCCCCCGCGUCUACGGGGUGGCCGGGGGGGCGGUGCUGGGGGGCGCGGUCGCCAAGGGCAGUCGCUGGUGGCAGGGCCUCGUGGCGGGCUCCGUCUUCGCGCCAGUCGCCUUCAAGUGGGUGCUGAUGAAGGAGCUCGACGCAGCCCAGCUGGACAGCAGCCUCGCGGAACUGCGCCUGUUCUUCGAUGGCCUGUCGAUCGCGCGCGUUGGGUUGCAGCUGG